Messenger RNA from Prunus armeniaca (apricot), 630 nucleotides. The record is from the annotation of a GenBank genome assembly. NCBI's taxonomy places the organism in Eukaryota, Viridiplantae, Streptophyta, Magnoliopsida, Rosales, Rosaceae.
AUGGCUGAGAAGGCUUAUCCUGCAGCCCCGGCAAACCAUGGUUACCAAAGAAGUGAUGCAGAGUCUUUGGAAAAUGCUGAUGAACUGAAACGCAAGAAGAAAAUCAAAUUGGCCAUAUAUAUUACUAUUUUUGUUGUGUUUCAGAUCAUCGUUAUCACCACAAUGAGUCUCACUGUCAUGAAAGUCAAGACCCCCAGGUUCAGGCUAGGCAACAUCAACGUCCAGAACUUCGAAGCUGUUCCUGCAACGCCUUCAUUCGACACGAAAUUCACAACCCAAAUCAAGAUCAAGAACUCAGCCAACUGGGGUUCCUACAAGUUCAAUGCUGCCAAUGUCACGUUUCAAUACCAAGGCCAGACUGUGGCAGUAAUUAAUAUCGCAAAGGGCAAGGCUGGAUGGCUUUCGACCAUAAAAAGAAAUGCGGAGGUGAGUUUGAAUUCAAAUGGAAUAACUGGUUCAAAUCUUGGCAGCGAAUUGAGCAGCGGGGUGUUGACGCUCAACAGCGUAGGAAGAUUGAAUGGAAAAGUUGCAAUUAUGUUCAUCAUGAAGAAGAAGAAGGCUGCCAACAUGAACUGCACUAUUGCCUUUGAUGUGACAGCCAAGACGCUCAAAUCUUUACAAUGCAAGUGA